Molecule: messenger RNA, 1605 nt
Organism: Ailuropoda melanoleuca (giant panda)
Lineage: Eukaryota; Metazoa; Chordata; Mammalia; Carnivora; Ursidae
Gene: C1QTNF12
Product: C1q and TNF related 12
Exons: 7
Coding region: 385-1401 (338 amino acids)
Biological process (GO): positive regulation of D-glucose import across plasma membrane; positive regulation of insulin receptor signaling pathway; negative regulation of gluconeogenesis
Molecular function (GO): hormone activity
Source: RefSeq, a predicted model, not a curated record
CACGCCCCCGGGCUGGCAGAGCGGCAGAGCGUGAGCCCUCCCCCUUGGAGCUUGGGGGAGGAGGGGAGGGUUUAUUUGGCGGCGUGCUGGGGCAGCCAGGGCACUGCCUGUGAGGGGAGGCCGGCGCCGGCCCAGCCCGCGGGAUCGGGAGCGCGUCUGCGUCUGCCCCGUGUCUUGUGUUGCCUGCGCACCGUGGUGCCGGUCGUGCUGCGGCUCCAGGCUCACCCUGCCUGCACAUGCGUGGGCGGCGGAUAGACGCCCCCUGGGGCUGUGUCUCCGCACGGGGACCCUGAGUGCCAGCUGCAUUGCCGCCCCCAUGAGCGCAGCUGGGUGUCCCCGCUCACCACGCUGAGCCACCACCAAGGUCUGGAGCCGCGGGGCGCCAUGCACUGGGCUUGGGCUGCCGCCGCUGUGGCCCUCUGGCUGCAGCUCACGCUCCUCGGGGGUGUCGGGGCGCGACGGGAGCCCAAGAGGCCACGGCCGCCCAGCCAGCGCACUGAGCCCCCCACCGCCACCACGUCCAACAGUGAGGGGCUGCUGGGCUCCCCCGAGCCACCUGAGGCCCUGGGGUCUGAAUUCUCAGACGCCCACACAACAUGGCUGAACUUCGUCCGGCGGCCAGAUGAAGGGGCCUCGAAGAAACGGUGCCGGGGCCGGGACAAGAAGUCGCGAGGCCUCUCUGGCCCCCCUGGGCCCCCCGGGCCCCCGGGGCCCCCCGGACCCCCCGGUGCUGUAGUCACCCAGGAGGCCCUGCUGCGAGAGUUUCAGGAAAUGCUGAAAGGUGAGGCCCCUGUCCCAGACUCUUCCCGCCUGGGCCCUGCGGGUGACCCCACUCUGACCCCAAGAUGCUGCCCUCACCUUUGCCCCGCAGAGGCCACCGAGCGCCGGUUCUUGGGGCUGCUGGGCCCAUGGCUGCCUGAGGGGACAGGCAGGCAGCUGGUGGCCGAGGCCUUCCACUGUGCACUGAAGGGCCCCGUGGUGGUGGACGAGAAGACGCUGGUGGAGUUGCAUGGCUUCCAGGCUCCCACGGCCCAGGGCGCCUUCCUGCGGGGGUCUGGCUUGAGCCUGGCCUCAGGCCGGUUCACAGCCCCAGUGACCGCCAUCUUCCAGUUUUCUGCCAGCCUGCAUGUGGACCACAGGGGGCUGCAGGGCAGGGCGCGGCCACGGGCGCGGGACACAGUGCGUGUGCUCGUCUGCAUUGAGUCCCUGUGUCAUCGACACACGUCCCUGGAGGCCAUCUCGGGCCUGGAGAGCCGAGGCAGGGUCUUCACCGUGCAUGUGGAGGGGCUGCUGCAGCUGCAGGCUGGACAGUAUGCCUCCGUCUUUGUGGACAACGGUUCCGGGACAGCCCUCACCAUCCAGAGUGGCUCGAGCUUCUCUGGCCUGCUCCUGGGCACGUGAGGGCCAGACACGCCAGGAGCAGCUGCUGGCCCACCCACCCCCGCUGUCCGUUGUUAAACCUGUGGUCACAGCAAUAAAGAGCUCUCAGCCCUCCCUGUCGCCUGGUUACUGUGUCGUCAUGGAGGUGGGGUGGGUGGGCAGCCCUAGAAGGACAUGAGGUCUCCUGUCCAGUCUUGGAGGCAGCAGCCGAUGGACACCUGCAGG